Jaculus jaculus (lesser Egyptian jerboa) is the source of this 2357-nucleotide messenger RNA. RefSeq names its product melanocortin 5 receptor (gene Mc5r). The transcript is spliced from 3 exons. Lineage: Eukaryota; Metazoa; Chordata; Mammalia; Rodentia; Dipodidae. The record is from RefSeq and is a predicted model, not a curated record. Gene Ontology annotation, biological process: G protein-coupled receptor signaling pathway. Gene Ontology annotation, cellular component: membrane. Bases 378 to 1355 code for a protein of 325 amino acids. Gene Ontology annotation, molecular function: melanocortin receptor activity.
CUGGGUCGUAGCCCUGCCGCCCUUGGACAUGGCCCUGCUUCAACAGCCAGGUCCGCACCGGUGGACGCCAAGAGUCCAGUCAGAGCGCAGAGUCCCCGGAGGACAUCCGGACGGGGUGCAAGAACAAUCUCAGGAAGAGUACUGUGUCUUCAUGUAGAAUUUAUAAAGUUACCAAGCUGACUUCAUGGAAUUCAGGAAUUCAGAGGAAAUGUUCACUGAGGGGGAAAACACCAUUAUUUUUCUUUAACUUUGAGCUCGUGCUUGUCCAGGCAUGCUUAUGAUUGCGGCGCUUGUAGACAGUUAAUCUCUUGAGAUCACGACAAAAACCUGUCUUACCGUCACCGGGAUGCCAAGAGCGGAGGUAUUUUCCUCCAGCAAUGAAUUCCUCAUUUCACCUGCAUCUUUUGGAUCUUACCCUGAAUGCCACGGGAGACAGUCUUUUGGGAUCAAAUGUCAAGAACAAGUCUUCGCCCUGUGAGGACAUGGGCAUCGCCGCAGAGUUCUUCCUAACUCUGGGUCUAGUCAGCCUCCUAGAGAACGUCUUGGUCAUCAGCACGGUCGUAAAGAACAAGAACUUGCACUCACCCAUGUACUUCUUUGUGUGCAGCCUGGCGGUGGCUGACAUGCUGGUGAGCUUGUCCAAUGCUGGGGAGACCAUCGUGAUCUACUUAAUUACCAAUAAGCACCUGGUGAUGCCGGACGCCUUUGUGCGUCACAUUGACAACGUGUGUGACUCCAUGAUCUGCAUUUCUGUGGUGGCCUCCAUGUGCAGUUUGCUGGCCAUUGCAGUGGACAGGUAUGUCACCAUCUUCUAUGCCCUGCGCUACCACCACAUCAUGACAGCGAGGCGCUCAGGGCUGAUCAUUGCCUGCACCUGGACCUUUUGCACAGGCUGUGGCAUCAUCUUCAUCAUUUACUACGACUCCACUUACGUCAUCAUUUGCCUCAUCUCCAUGUUCUUCACCAUGCUGUUCCUCAUGGUGUCUCUGUACGUACACAUGUUCCUGCAGGCUCGGACCCAUGUCAAACGGAUGGUAGCCACACCCAGAUACAGCUCUGCAAGGCAAAGGACCAGCAUGAAGGGUGCCAUUACCCUCGCCAUGCUGCUAGGGGUUUUUAUUGUGUGCUGGUCUCCCUUCUUCGUCCACCUCAUCCUAAUGAUCUCAUGCCCUCAGAACAUCUAUUGCUCUUGCUUUAUGUCUCACUUCAACAUGUACCUCAUCCUCAUCAUGUGUAACUCUGUGAUCGAUCCACUCAUCUAUGCCUUCCGCAGCCAGGAGAUGCGGAAGACCUUUAAAGAGAUCAUUUGUUGCCAUGGCCUCAGACUAAAUUGUCAGCUCCCCAGCAGGUACUGACGUGACAUUCUCCUCUCUGGGCACUCAUUUCUCAAAAUCGGUUUGGUAUAGCCCAGGGGCUAGCAAGAUCACUAGGAACCUCAUGUGCAUUCCUUUUUCUCUCUUUUCCAGUUCAAAUUAGUGCUGAAGAAGAAACACUCCUUUAUUUCUUGGUGGCCAUUGUAUGUCAGAAGUAUUCACGCAUUACUUACAUAUUUUGGGAAUGGUCUGUGUCUAUGUGUCCUUUUGUCAUCUUACUCCCUUUCUGCUCCCAUUUCUGGGUCCCCAACCAUCCUCCACUUGGUCAGUAUGUCCUUAGGAAAUGUAUGACAUCCUGAGUGACAAUCUAAGCAUGAUGAACAGGCUGUGAUGGAAAUAAACACUGUGGAUAUAUAUAUCAUGUAUGAUUGCUUUGUUCUACCCUAAAACAGCCCCUUACUUUGCUGGAUCCUCCUGGAGUUUUACUUGCUGGUCAAGGAAGAAGAGACACCCAGAUCCUUUCCAUCUGAAAACUUCAUGUUCAUUUGUUGUGACUGUCUCCACACCUCUCAUUUCCUACACUUUUGGUUUUAUGACUUGCAUUUGGAAUUACCUGGGGAACAAUAUUCCCCAAUUAUGCUUUUGCCCGUCAUAGUUUUAUACUUUCCCAGACAAAAAAGUUUAUGCCACAAACCUUGCUUCAUGUGUUGUGAAUAUCUGUGACUUUUCAUUACUGUCCUAUUCGGGCUCCACUAAGGGUUCCCACAUGAAAAUUUGGGGAUCUAGUCAAGGGCAAUGGGUGAACACCUGCUCUCACCCUAUAGAAAAGAUACUCUGGCUUUUUCACAUGAGGUCUGUCUUGAUGUCUGAAGCCUUGCUGCUGUACUCUUUACAGCAUUUUAAUCUAAUUCUAGCAGCCACCAAAGUUCAGGGGUCCCAUCUUUGACCAGGGAACCCAUCUUCUCCAAUCCAGAAUGGAGAAAAGAAGAGUCAAGCUCAGGUCCCAACUUUGCCACUCACUUGCUAAGUGGCCUUAAUCAUCUC